This is a messenger RNA of Hemicordylus capensis (graceful crag lizard), 4879 nucleotides long. RefSeq names its product tenascin N (gene TNN). Gene Ontology annotation, molecular function: protein binding. NCBI's taxonomy places the organism in Eukaryota, Metazoa, Chordata, Lepidosauria, Squamata, Cordylidae. The record is from RefSeq and is a predicted model, not a curated record.
CAGAAAGAGAGACGCAAACACAUAUGCUCCUCUUUAGGAGAGCUAUAUAUGAAGCAAAGCACUUUGGUAUAAGAUUAGCCUUGUAGUUUGUGUGGUAACCCCCCUGUGCUCCACAGAAAGAAGAUGGCAUUUGGGAAUUUCUUUCUGGCAAUUCUGCUGCACCACACACUCCAGGCAGCCCUGGCACAGUUGCCUGCUCAGACGGAGACCUGUUCUGGGAAAAGCCAGAAGAUCUCUCUCAGCCACUCAUACAAGAUUGAUGUGCCCAAGUCCUCUCAGAUCAAGAUGGAGCCAGACCCUCUGCCCCUCCAAGAUGACAGCCACAUACUGUUAUUGGGUGGGGAAGCAGAUGAGGGUGAGGAGCAAAAUAUCAUUUUCAGGCACAACAUUCGGCUGCAGACUCCCAAAGGUGACUGUGAAAUCCUUGGCCAGCUCAAGGCCUUGCUGGGAAGGCUGGAGAAGAUGGAGAUGGAACUGGUGCAUCUGAGGGAAGCCUGUAGCCCUCAAAAGUGCUGUGGGAGAGGCCGAGGGGUUUCAUCCUGUAGUGGCCAUGGUACGUUCCUUCAGGAAAUUUGUGGCUGCAACUGUGAUGAAGGCUGGGAAGGUCAGGACUGUUCCCGCCCCAAGUGUCCCGGGAAUUGCAAUGGCAACGGGCGCUGCAUUGGUGGCCGGUGCGUGUGCAAUGUACGUUAUGCUGGUGAGGACUGCAGCCAGCUCCUCUGCCCUGAAAACUGCAGUGGAAACGGCCUCUGUAUCAAUGGUGUAUGCCAGUGCUACAAGGAAUUCAUUGGGGAUGACUGCAGUGAGAAGAGGUGCCCCAAUGACUGCAGUGGCAACGGAUACUGUGAUGCCGGCGAGUGUUACUGUGAGGAUGGCUUCAUUGGGCUUGACUGUUCAAAAGUGCUCGCUCCUUGGAAUGCACGAAUCCUAAAGUCUUCAGAAGAUUCCCUGAACAUCGGAUGGGACAAAGUGAUGGAUGUGGACUAUUACCUCAUCAGCUACUUUCCCACUGGGCAUGAGGCUUCUGUGAAGCAAGUGCGAGUGCCUAAGGACCAGAUCAGCUAUGAAAUCCUGGGCCUUCUUCCUGGCACAAAGUAUAUCAUCACACUUCACAAUGUAAAGAAGGGGGUUUCCAGUGAUCCAGAACUCCUGCAAGCUAGCACAACUGUUUCUUCUGUUGGUGCAAUCUGGGUGACAGAGAAGACAGAAAAUUCGCUGGAAGUCGAGUGGGAGAAUCCUGCCACAGAGGUGGAUUAUUACAAGUUGAGGUUCAGCUCCUUGCUUGGGCAAGGAGGGGAGCAGGAGGUGGUGGUGCCCAAGAGCAGUGACCCAAAGAGCAGAUAUAUCAUCACGGGUUUGAUACCAGGAACACAGUAUAAAAUCACGGUCAUAUCCAUGAAGGAUGAGAUGGAAGGGAAGCCAUCCUCUGUGAUUGGCAGGACAGAAAUUGACAUCCCCCAAAAUCUAGUGACUGAGGAAGUAACAGAGGAUACAGCUACAAUAUCCUGGGACAAGGUCCAGGCUCUCAUAGAUCGAUAUACAGCACGAUGCACUUCUGCAGAUGGAGACACCAAAGAGGUAUCUGUAGGGGCAGAUGAAAGCAGCACUACCCUGACGGGAUUGAGUCCAGACAAGGAGUAUAUCAUCUACAUCUGGGCUGAAAAGGGGAACCAGCAGAGCGAGAGGGCAAACACUAAAGUUGUGACAGAAAUUGACAGCCAAAAUCUACAUACAGACCAAGUGACAGAGAGCACAGCCUCCUCCUCUUGGAGUGAUGUCCAGGCUCACAUUGACAAGUACAUGGUGAACUACACUUCUGCCGAUGGUGAAUCCAAAGAAUUAUCUGUGGGCAAAGAUAAGAGGAGAACAGUCCUGACAGAUCUGAGACCAGGCAUGGACUAUUACAUCUACAUAUGGGCCAAGAGGGAAGCCCAGCAGAGCAAAAGGAUGAGCAUUAAAGCUGUGAUAGACAUUGAUGGCCCCACCAAUCUGGUAACUGACCAAGUAACAGAAGACACAGCUACCAUAUCUUGGAAUGGGGCUCAGGCUCCCAUAGACAGAUAUGUAGUGAGUUAUACCUCAGUUGAUGGGGACAUCAAAGAGAUGUCUGUGGGAAAGGACAAGACAACUACGACCUUGAUGGGUUUGAAACCAGGCACGGAGUAUACCAUCUACAUCUGGGCUGCAAAGGGAACCCAGCAGAGCAGGAAGGCAAGCACAAGCGCUGUUACAGAAAUAGAUGGCCCUACAAACCUGACAACAGACCAGGCAACAGAGAACACAGCCACUGUCUCUUGGAACAAGGCCUUGGCUCCCAUAGAGCGGUACAUUCUGAGGUACACCUCUACUGAUGGAGAAACUAGAGAGAUAACAGUGGGAAGGGAUAAGAGCAGCACCACUUUGACUGGACUGAAGCCAGGCAUGGAAUACAUCAUCUCCAUCUGGGCUGUGAAGGGAAGCCAGCAGAGCAAGAGGACAAACACAAGAGCCGAGACAGAUAUUGAUCCUCCCAAGAAUGUCCGUGCAUCAGACAUAACACAAUCCAGUGGAGUGAUCACAUGGUUACCUCCUGAUGCUCAGAUCAGUGGCUAUCUUCUCACCUAUGAUGAGCCAGAUGGCACCAGCACGGAAGUGAAACUAGGUCCUAAUGACCGAAAGGUUGUUCUACAAGGCCUUAGUCGUGGCACUGAGUACACCAUACAUAUCAUAGCUUUUAAGGGAGAUCGCUGGAGCAGAAAAGCAGCCACCACCUUUUCUACAGUCAAUAUUCUCUAUCCCUACCCUGCGGACUGCAGCCAGACCCAGCAAAAUGGACAUUCCACCAGUGGCAUCUACACCAUCUAUCUGAAUGGCGACCUCAACAAGCCCCUGCAGGUUUAUUGCGACAUGACCACCGAUGGAGGUGGAUGGAUAGUGUUUCAGAGGCGGAACACAGGACAAUUGGAUUUCUUUAAGCGCUGGAGAAAUUAUGUUGAAGGCUUUGGAGAACCGACUGAGGAAUUUUGGCUUGGCCUUGAAAAGCUGCAUGAACUCACCAGUACUGCUUCUACUCCCUAUGAGCUGAGGGUGGAUUUGCGAACCCACAAUGAUUCCGCCUAUGCUGCCUAUGACCGCUUCCAGGUGGCCUCCAGCAGGGACAGAUACAAGCUCUCUGUGGGGAAGUACAGAGGCACUGCUGGGGAUGCCAUGACUUACCAUAAUGGUCGGAAAUUUACCACCUGGGACAGGGACAAUGACAUAGCUAUCACCAACUGUGCAAUAACUCACCAUGGUGGCUGGUGGUACAAGAACUGCCACUUGGCCAACCUCAAUGGCAAAUAUGGAGAACACAAGCAUAGUGAGGGAGUUAACUGGGAGCCAUGGAAAGGCCAUUUAUUCUCUCUCCCUUACACUGAGAUGAAGAUACGUCCUCGUACUCAUAACUUUGUGCCAAUUCUGGGCAGAAAAAAGCGGUCUCUGAUCAUGAAGAGGAAGGAGCUUUAAAUGCAGGUGCAAGUCAGCUAAGCCGCUUUGAUCUAGUAAGACAGAUUUACAACCAAGACCCUCAGACUCAUGUCCAUGAUGCCUUUUGGGAGCCUAAUUGAUUUAUUUGCUGGCCUAAGAAGAAGUCAUCUCUCUGUUCUGUGAUUGUAAACAUUUUGAUGUUACUUGAGGUCAUUGAGAAUCUCAUGAAUAUCUAAAUAGACAAAGGAAGCCUCAUAAUCACCCUGCACAUGCUCCCCCCGCCUGCUGCCCCACAUUUAUACAGCUGGGAAUCUUACUUGAGGCAAAGAGCAUGUGAUUUGCCUGAGGUUGCUCAGGAAGUUUUAGGCAUAGCCAAGAACGGAACCCCGUUCUCUCCCAUGUGUUUUCUUCGGUGCCUAAAGCACAACAGGCUCCUUCUCAUCUGACCUAAAUCGCCUUUCUUCAGUUCAUUCAGAAGUGCCAAAAGAAUACUAGCUCCUACUUCAUGUCCAUAAAGCUUCAUCCUUUCUUGUCAACAGAGGACAAAUUUUGGGACUGUUUGAAAGGGAGAUUUUAAAAUCCUCCCAAGAGAACAUGGAGAACAAUCUUAAUAGCUUUUCCUUUUGGUUUCCUUUUAAUUCAGGUUAUAACUAUUCAAACAUGGUUGUGCAUGGCAUUUGGGGGGACAACCCAGGACCACAGCCUGUUGUAACAUCAUACUGCUGUAAGCACUAUACACUGAACUGAAGAAAGCUACACUUAUCUGCUUCACAAAGGUGGUUGAAUGCAAAUCCUGGUUGACUUGGAUGUCUGAGCUAGAUUCUUGUUCAUUUGUUUCCAUCAGGAGAAACAAACAAGGGGGGGGGGAAAGCAUGAGAAAAGUUAAGUGCUGUGACUGGGAACAUUUUUUUUUAAAGCUAGAAACGGGAAACGAAAAGGGUAUUUGCAUACAGAACACUAACAUGCACAUUUGAGCCUCCUUAUGUGUCAUGUAUUAAUGCGGCUAAUGUGGAAUUGGGAAGGGAAACCAGAAAAAAAAACACAUUGCAGUGUGUGCUCCAUUUGCUUUGAGAGUUCAUUCACACAGUAAGGUGUGAAAAUGUCCAAGGCCAAGCAUCUCUAGAGACACCAUGAGAAUAACCUAACUGGGUGGGGACCAGAUGCAAAAGAGGACAAGGCAGAUCCUGUACCCUCUAGAGCUGUGUAGAAAGAGGAAUUUCUGCAAUGCAGCUUUUCUUACCCCUGCAGGACUUAAAUAAAAGGGGGAUUUUGGACAACUAUUAAAAGUUACACAAACCUCAUCCUUCGUUACAUCUGGUCUCCUACUGGUGUUGCAGGAUAAAGAAGCACACAGAGAGCCUGCAAUGGCCUUAGGCUCAGAUGUUUGAAUAUGUAGGAGACAAGGCUUUUUAAAACUGUACAACCAGACACAAAA